Nestor notabilis (Kea) is the source of this 1047-nucleotide messenger RNA. RefSeq lists its product as uncharacterized. Lineage: Eukaryota; Metazoa; Chordata; Aves; Psittaciformes; Psittacidae. The record is from RefSeq and is a predicted model, not a curated record. The transcript has 8 exons. The annotation marks the transcript as partial.
GCCAGUGACAUCUGUGAUCCAAACCCAGUCAUGAUGCUUAUUCUGUGUGUCUACCUAUAUGAAAGUCUCCCUCACUACUUACCCAAGAACACUAUAGAAUUUACAGGUGCUCUCCAUGCAACUGUUGUUAAACAGGUGCGUCUGAAAAACCCAAGCCGUAAAACUUUGAUGUACAAUGCUAUUCUUGUUGGAAGAGAUGCUGAUGAUUUCUCAUUACCUAAAGGAAACACUGUCACAAUUGCCCCUAAGAGGCAAACAACUAUAAAUGUGGAAUUCACUAGUCGUUUUCUGCACCCUGCUGAAGCAAUGUUGUUACUGGUCUCAAAGAAUGUGGGUGGAAUAGAUGGUGCCACACUGACAUUUUCUCUGAAAUCUGAAGUCAACCAUAUUGAGCCUGCUGAUAUAUUGAAAUGCAAAUCCCCAUGUUAUCAGCUGAAUAAAGUUACCCUAAAUGUUACCAAUCCCUUCAGUACUGAUGGCAUAUUCAGUACUGAAAAGAACAUACUACAUUUUAAAAAUGGUACACUGCCUGAAGAUCCAAAUGAAGAGAUCAACUUAAAUUGCUCUGACCAAUCCAGCCUCCUGCAUGAGUUCUUCAGUCCAAUUGAAAAACUGUUCUUGGAAGGGAGAAGUUCUGCAGGCUUAGAUAUUCACUUCCUUCCCUUUAAUCUGGAAAAACGUUACUGUAGUGUCAUUCUGGCUAAUGAACUGAUUGGAGAAUUCAUAUAUCUGAUAGAGGGAACAGGUGAUAUACCUUUGCCUUCAGGAUUGCUUCCAAUGGAUAGUCCAAAUGUUUUGCAUGUUAGCAGUACAUUAGAAGGUCCAUGUUCAGCAGAGCCAGUUUUAUAUUUGAAAUGUGGUCUUGAUCAGAUUCUUGAAGAAAAUCUGAAGGUUCCAUUGAUCAAUGAGUCAAGAGAGAGGGCUCUGGCUAUUGCUGCACAACAGCAGAUGUCAACUAUUGAAUAUGAAAGAAGAAAGAUCACAGGGACUCUGCAGAGCAGUAGUGUUAGAGUUACAACUGCAUUAUUAGGGCUGUCCAGAGUAGAG